Molecule: messenger RNA, 1437 nt
Organism: Rotaria sp. Silwood2
Lineage: Eukaryota; Metazoa; Rotifera; Eurotatoria; Philodinida; Philodinidae
Source: the annotation of a GenBank genome assembly
AUGGCUCCAGCAAGUACGGAUCAUGGAGCGAAUGUACCAACUCUAUCACAAGGAACUAAACGUCAACCGACCAUGGGUCUACUCGAUGCUAUUAAUCUUCUAUUAGCUUGCAUCAUUGGAUCAGGUAUAUUUAUAAGUGCUAAAGCUGUACUAGAAUUUUCCGGUUCUUAUGGUCUAUCAAUUAUUGUAUGGGUUGGUUGUGGUUUACUCUGUAUUAUGGGAGCAUUAUGUUAUGCUGAACUUGGUUGUUCAUAUGUAUCAUCAGGUGGUGACUAUACAUAUCUUCGAGUAGCAUUUGGUAAUUUUCCAGGUUUUCUUCGUGUUUGGAUUGAAGUUGUUUUAUCACGACCAAUGAUUGUUGUAUUAAGUGUAUUAACAGCCUCAAAUUAUCUUGUUUAUUGGUUUUAUCCAACAUGUCCACCACCAGAUAUAUUGGUUAAAUUGUUAUCAUCACUUCUUUUACUUAUUGUUGGUUUUAUUAAUUUAUCAUCAGCUGUAUGGACAAAUCGACUUCAUCAAGUUUGCAAUUAUUUUAAAAUUGCUUCAUUAUUAAUUGUUAUUGGUGCUGGUUUGUAUCGAAUGAUUAUUGGUCGACGAGAAAAUUUUGCUGAACCAUUUGAAAAUUCAACAUAUGGCAAACUUACAAGUGCAUUUUAUGCUGGCUUAUUUCCUUAUGCUGGAUGGAAUUAUUUAAAUAAUGCAAUUGAGGAUCUUAAAGAUCCAAAACGUGUCUUACCACGCUCUAUUGUUAUAUCACUUUUAUUAUGUAUUCUUAUUUAUUUUUUAACAUUCAGUUCUUAUUUUACGGCUUUAUCGACAUAUGAUAUUAUAAUAUCAGAGGCUACAGCUGUUAGUUUUGCUGAACGUGUAUUUCUACCACUUUUAUAUAUAAUACCAAUUGGUGUAACAAUGUCUUCUGCCUCAGGAAAUAUUUUUACUGUUGUACAAAUGUUUCAUGUGGCUGGUCGUGAUGGUUUAAUGCCACAUAUAUUUUCAAUGAGACAUUAUAAAACAAAUGUACCAAUGAUGGCUAUUAUGUUUGAAAUUAUAAUUAGUUUUAUUUUUCUUUUUUUUAUGUCAAGUAUUGGAACAUUAAUUAUAUGUGCUGGUAUGAUUAAUUGGAUUUGUAUUUUAUUGACUGCUGUUGGUUUAAUUGUUCUUCGUUAUAAACAUCCGAAUCGUGAACGCCCAAUUAAAAUCCCUAUGAUAAUACCAAUCAUAUUCAUUAUUAUUUUAGUUAUACUUAUUGGAGCAAGUGCUAUUACGGAUAUUGAAAAUAUUAAAACAUCUUUAAUACUUCUUGGAACUGCUGUACCUGUUUAUAUAUUUGGUGUAGUAUGGAAAAAGAAACCAGAUAGUUUUAAUCGUCAAUAUAAUUCAUUUGCCAUUGCUUUACAGAAAAUAUUUCAUGUCGUACAAGAAGAACAUACUGAUUAA